Molecule: messenger RNA, 2721 nt
Organism: Limulus polyphemus (Atlantic horseshoe crab)
Lineage: Eukaryota; Metazoa; Arthropoda; Merostomata; Xiphosura; Limulidae
Product: monocarboxylate transporter 12-like
Exons: 4
Coding region: 394-2337 (647 amino acids)
Biological process (GO): transmembrane transport; monocarboxylic acid transport
Molecular function (GO): monocarboxylic acid transmembrane transporter activity
Source: RefSeq, a predicted model, not a curated record
CGCAAAUUCCAGUAACUUAGAGGCGGGUUGAAGUUGCCUGAGUUUCUUCAGCGUAACCACGUUUUACAGUAUACCGUUACGUUAAUAUUGUAACUGUCUCAAUAAGGCUAGUUUUUUUCGUAUUAUAUUUGAUUACAUGUAACAUAUUUCUCGCCGGAUACCACCAUAUAGAAUUCUGGUUAUGUUUUGUGCUUAGCAGCUUAAACCACUGAAAGCUGAUGUUCGUAAUAGUAGCUGGUUUUUAAUAAACUCCUCACGAACGAGUUUAUAAGGAAUACCUAAAUUCGAUUUUUUUGUAGGUUUUGAUUAGAAGUUGAGUUAAAGUGAUUAGUAAUUAGUGACAAAGUAUUUACAUACAUCACAAUCACAGUAUUACUAUUAGCAGCAAAUGAAAUGAAUUCCUCUCCACCGACUUUAGGCUUAGUGACCGAUGUUCUUGCCAGUAAGGCGGGCAAGUCUGAUGGAGAAGUAGUCAUUCAAGGAAAAAAGGUACCCCCAGACGGUGGAUGGGGCUGGGCUGUAGAAGUUGGUGUAGUGAUAGCCAAUCUGCUGAUAAUUGGUCAUGUUAAAUCCUUUGGAGUUUAUUUCACACCGCUUAUGGAAAGGUACGAUGCUACACCUUCGCAAGUUGCCUGGAUUCCUGCCAUUCAAAUAGCAAUCCUGACGUUUAUGGCUCCUUUAGGUAGUAUAUUGGCUCAGCAAUUAAGCCCACGUCGAGUAACUGUUAUCGGAGGUAUUAUCGCCUGUAUAGGUCUGGUCUGUUCGUCUCAAGCUAGCAGCAUCAAAAGCCUUUACUUCACCUACGGAGUUCUAGGAGGUUUAGCUGCCAUGAUGUGCUUUACUCCUGGAGUGAUGAUGAUAAGCCGUUAUUUUCAUCGUCGACGAGGUCUAGGGAACGGAAUUGCCAUGGCAGGCAAUGCUGUCGGAGGAAUGAUCCUACCGAUUAUGGCAGAUAAAUUACUUUACUAUUAUGACCUAUCUGGAGAACUUCUUAUUAUGGGAAGUCUGAUGCUUCAUGCAUGUGCAGGAGCUAUGUUGUGGCAACCUGUGAAAUGGCAUAUGAAGACUGAAUAUCCUAAUGCAGAGGACUAUAAAGAUGAAUUACUCUCGCAACUACCGAUUACACCAGUUACACAGUCAACCAGCGACACAGGCAACAUUAUCAACUCUCGUACAACCUCCUGUGAGCGACCACGAUCAUCCUCUGUAGAUGAGAUUGUUAUAAACAAUGUAUCUUGUGAUAUACAUUUUAGUCCUAAUACAGCGAUAGCAAGGCAAGAAACGAGCUAUAACGAAGAAGAACGUGUGAUAGAUUUCGUUUUUGAAGAUCAAAAAGCACAUGAAUACUAUUCAGGAUCUACAAGCAGAAAAAAAGACUCACCAUGUGGACAGUGUUCACGAAGGUCUUCAAGACGUACUUUGCCAUACAAGCGAACACCGUUGUUAUUAGCCCAAAGUGUGGACGCUAUUCAUGGAUUAGAGCGAGUUGAAGUCGAAAGCAUAGAAUCGGUGGCUUCGUCUCUCAACUAUUUGAGUACGUUUUACUUGGGGCCAUCAUCUAGUGCUGUACCAGUUGUAGAGGAACUCAGUGAGGAAAAUUCUGGUUUACACUCCCCAUCUGAGUGUGUUCAAACACUGCAGAAUGAAUAUCAAUCGAGAUUAAGAAUUCCAAAACGUAUCUUAGUCUUUGUUAAGAGGAUUGGAAGACUGAAAUAUAUGGAUACAUCUUUUUUUACUGAUAGUCGAUUUUAUGUACUGGUGUUUUCCAUGGGUUUUCACCAGUUAGGUUACCCUGGAACGCAAAACUUUUUACCUCUUUAUGCAGAAAAAAUAAUAGGACUGACGCAUAGUGAAGCAGCCACGUUGUUAACGGCUGUUGCAUUUGCUGAUUUAAUAGGUCGAGUUGGAUGUGCGUGGUUGUCAGACUAUCAUCUUUUCCCUAGGAAGUAUUGGUACGUGAUGGGUCAGUUUCUGUCUGGUGUAUUUGCUUUCCUGUUGCAGUUUACAAAUGAAUACAUUCCAUUGUUAGUGUGCUCUGCUGCUUUUGGCCUUGCCUCUGGAUCAUACAUUGGACUGAUUGUCGUUCUGUUUGCAGAUGUGUUUGGUGUAGAAAAAGCAGCUCAUGCCCAUAGCCUUGCUAUAGCUCUCUGUGGGUUUCCAGCCCUAGGAGGACUACCUUUGUUGGGUUAUAUAUUAGAAGUUACAGAAAGUUACAGCAUCAACCAAUCAAUUCUUGGGCUCAGCCAAGUCAUUGGAGCAAUGGUGUGGCUCUUCGAGCCCUUAGCCACAAAGCAUGAGAUGAGAAAGAAAGUCAUAGUCACUGAAUCUGCUAUAUGAUUGUUUUUGACAUAUAAUACAUCAGAAGAAUAUUAUAUUGAAAGAUAAUAGUUAUUUUAGAUAUUUUCCUUGCAUGUAAUUGUCAAUGUUUGUAAUGGUACAUAAUUUGUUUCAUUUGUAUACAGAAAAUUUUUUCAAAACAGCGAUGCCAUCCCUUAAGAUAUGUAUGAUGUAUGUAUUGUAUAAAUAUAUGAAUUUUUCUUAUACAAUUCCUAUUGUUACCCUUGAAGUAGCCACAUGCAUUUGUGAACUAUAGAUUUUUUAGUAUAGAGAUGUUGGAACAUAUAAAAUCUUGAAUACUUUCCAGUAUGUAUAUUUAUUUGUACCUGUAUUAUUUUAUAGGUAAAAUAUUGUAUCAAUAAAAAUGCUGUGCUAAUAACUUGA